This is a messenger RNA of Paramormyrops kingsleyae, 3238 nucleotides long. The record is from RefSeq and is a predicted model, not a curated record. Lineage: Eukaryota; Metazoa; Chordata; Actinopteri; Osteoglossiformes; Mormyridae.
GAGUUUCAUGUAAAAGUGUGUGUUUGUACCCCACCCAGAUUGUGUCCUACCUGCUUGACUUGCCAGAGAAGGACGAGGAGGAAGUGGAGCGUGCUCAGAUCAACAGCUUCGACACGCUGUGGGGGGAGACAGCCCUGACAGCGGCAGCGGGCAGGGGUAAGCUGGAAGUGUGCCGGCUGCUUCUGGAGCAGGGGGCCGCUGUGGCGCAGCCCAACCGGCGUGGAAUCGUGCCCCUCUUCAGCGCUGUGCGGCAAGGCCACUGGCAGAUUGUGGACCUGCUGCUGACUCAUGGCUCUGAUGUCAACAUGGCGGACAGGCAAGGCCGCACCCCGCUGAUGAUGGCUGCGUCCGAGGGCCACCUGGGCACCGUGGAGUUUCUGCUUGCCCAGGGUGCGUCCCUGUCGCUCAUGGACAAGGAGGGUCUGACGGCCCUGAGCUGGUCGUGUCUCAAGGGUCACCUUCCCGUAGUUCGCUCUCUGGUGGAGCGGGGGGCGGCGACGGAUCACGCAGACAAGAACGGCCGCACCCCCUUGGACCUGGCGGCCUUUUAUGGAGACGCUGAAGUGGUUCAGUUCCUCGUGGACCACGGGGCGAUGAUCGAGCACGUGGACUACAGCGGCAUGCGCCCCCUGGACCGCGCUGUGGGCUGUCGCAACACCUCGGUGGUGGUGGCGCUGCUCAAGAAGGGAGCCAAGAUCGGAUGUCAGACGCUUCCCAGUCGGCCGCGAGGUCCCGCCACGUGGGCGAUGGCCACCUCCAAGCCUGAUAUAAUGAUCAUUCUGCUGAGCAAGCUCAUCGAGGAGGGGGAUGCCUUCUACAAGAAGGGGAAGGUGAAGGAGGCUGCCCAGCGGUACCAGUAUGCCCUGAAGAAGUUCCCGCGUGAGGGCUUCAGCGAGGACCUCAAGACCUUUCGCGAGCUGAAGGUGUCCCUGCUGCUCAACCUGUCCCGCUGCCGCCGGAAAAUGAACGACUUCGGAAUGGCUGAAGAGUUCGCCACCAAGGCUUUGGAGCUGAAGCCCAAAUCUUACGAGGCCUUUUACGCCAGAGCUCGAGCCAAACGCAGCAGCAGACAGUUCCCCGAGGCACUGGAGGACCUGAAUGAGGCGAUCAAGCAGUGCCCCAACAACCGGGAGAUCCAGCGCCUCCUGCAGCGUGUGGAGGAGGAGUGCAGGCAGCUCUCGCAGCAGCAGCAGCAGCAGCAACAGCAGCAGGAACAUGCGGAGGAGGAGCUGGAGCCACCGCCAUCCCCAUCCCCGCCCCCACCCCCGCCCCCUGAGCCCCGGCUAGAGGACAUGGAGCCUGUGCAGGAGCUCUUUGAGGAUGACGAGUACCUCGAUCAGGAGCUAGAGGGCAUGUCCAUCGGUCUGCCUCUAGAACCGCGAGGCAACCCGGCCAGCCUGCCCAUCAUCCAGAGCCCCCCACCUUCCCCCGCACAUCGGGACUCUGCCUACCUCUCAGGUGGCCCCCCGCUCGGCCAGGCCUUUGAUUUCCGGCCCAGCCCCCCCUCCAUGUCCUCCCCCACCCGCCAGGGCUACCAGUCCACCUCACCCUCCCUCUCCCCCACACACCAGAACUCCCACUACCGGCCCAGCCCCCCCCACACAUCCCCUGCCCACCAGGUGUCCUCCUACCGCUUCAGUCCUCCUCCUCUAGCUGGCAGUGGAGGAGGAGGAGGAGGAGGAGGAGGAGGGGGUGCUGGGCAGGGAAAGGACUACCAGAGCCCCCCACCGUCCCCACUGCGCCGGGGGCCCCAGUACCGAGCCAGCCCCCCCGUGGAGACCGUCUGCCUCUACCGCUCGCAGUCCGGCUCCCCUGUGCGCUACCAGCAGGAGCAGAUCCCGAGCCGGCCCAAGUCGCCGCUGUCCAAAAUGAGCAGCCAACGCUCCUUCCAGCUGACCUCCCAGCCCUCCCAGUCCUCCCAGCACCACCAGCAGGCCCUCCGGCUGCAGCCUGCCAUGGCCCAGAUCGUGCGCACCAACCAGCCCAGCUCUGCAGUGCACUCCAGCUCGGUGAUGGGCGGCGGAGGCUACGGGCAGAUGGCGCACCCCAUCAGCGGCCGCUACCAGGGGGGCUCCGUGGAUGUGGAGAGCCGCCUGGUGUACCAGCCCUCCAUAGAUGGGCGGCCCAUGCCGCAGGUACAGGCCAGCUUGAGCGCCGGCGCCCUCUGCCAGCAUGGAGGCCGGCCCAGCGCCGUUGAGUCCAGCCUGGUGAAGGACGAGCUCCCGCAGCGGCCUUCCUCCGCAUACCGGUCCAGCGGCGGCGGCCCCGGUGGCAUGCGCUACAGCCAGACUCCCCAGAUCAGCCGCAGCCAGUCGGCCGCCUACUACCCUGUGUCCAAGCAUGAGCUGGAGCGGGCUGCUGCCCUCCCCCAGUGCCAACUGGGCUCGCCAGAGAUCCCCCACCUGGUGCGCCGGCCCGUCAGUGCCAACACGGCCGAGAUCAAGCAGCACCCACCCACGCCGCGGCCACUCAUCCACUCGCAGAGCGUGGGCCUGCGUUUCUCGCCCUCCAGCAGCAGCAUCUCCUCGGGCUCCGCCUGUAAUCUAGCCCCCGGCUUCCGGCCCUCGGCCUCCAUACAGCAGAUGGAGAUUCCCCUGCAGCCGUCCUACGAGCGCGCCUGUGAUGACCUGUCUCCCGUGUCGCCCUCGCAGGGCGGAGACGGCCGGGGCGGGGCCGGGGGCGUGUAUCCGGGCGAGACUGCCCGCUCGCGGACCACACCCUUUAUGGGCGUCAUUGACAAGACGGCCCGGACCCAGCAAUACCUGCACCAGCCGUCACGGCCAUGGGCAGUGUCUUCGCUGGACACGGUCAUCACCAGCCCCACUUCCCCAGGGAACCUGGUGCAGUCAGGGGGUGUCAGCUCAGCCUAUAGCAGCCCACCCACCUCGCUGGGCAACAUCGCGUACUACAACAAAACCAACAACGCCCAGAACGGGCACCUGCUGGAGGAUGACUAUUAUGCCACACCGCAGCCAGCACCGCCUGCCUCACUAGGCAAGCUGGCCAAUGGCUCGCGGGGGGACAUUCUGGAACGGGUGAGCCAGGUGCCCACCUACCCCGACGUGAAGGUGGCACGGACGCUGCCGGUGGCACAGGCCUACCAGGACAACAUGUACCGGCAGAUGUCCCGCGAUUCGAGGCAGGGGCCCACCUCCCCCAUCAAACCAAAGAGACCCUUCGUGGAGUCCAACGUGUGAGAGCAUGGCAGUGCCGGAGCGGGAGGGGGGCGGUGGGCGGG